AAAUAAACAGUUUAUUGCGGAUUCACAUUCAUGACUCAAUUGCCAUUCGAUAAGAAACAUUAAAAGACGUCGUGCGAGAGUGAUAUCCAUUUAAUUGUUGUGAAUCUCGCGUCUGUAAUUCAAAAGUGUCUAAAACGAAUUUUUUAACAAAAAAAUUGGAUUUUUCAAAAUAUAAAUUUGAAUAAACAAACGCCAAAUUUGUUAUUUGGAACGCACAAUAUUGUACGGAAUGGUGAUAACAUUGGACGAAACGGAAUUGCUUCAUUCAAAGUCAAAGUUUUGAAUUUUUAUUAUUAUUAUAUGUGCGGAGGGACUUGUACAUUAUACAAAGUGGAACUUUUAAUUGCAAAACAAUCAUACUAUGAAUGAGAGUUCAAUUUAAAUACUGUGCAGUUUUGUUAGACAAAGACAUCAUACACGGAGCGUGUGCGAUAUGAAAGUUCAGUGCUCAUUUGUGGCGAUAAAAUAUUGAAAUAGCACCAAUAAAUAUGUUUGCAAUUUUGUUGCGUAAACAAAUGUUUUAGACUCAUAAAAAGAAACGUGUGUAUUGUUGUCUGUGUCUUAAUAAAAAAACAAUUCGUACAAGGCAUCGUCGUCGGUGUUUUUAUUUAAACGUUGUUGUGAAAAAAAAAUAUCUUCAUCUUGCCGUAAUAACGUGUGUUACCUAAGUUUUGCCGCUUAUAUAUCGAGCUGUACUCCGUACAAUUUUUUUUUUAUUUCAUGUAAAUACCUAGUAUAACCAUUAAGAGUUUAUCUAUUGUGAACAAACAAUUUUCGAUAAGAUUUCAAUGAUAAAAUGAAAUAUAUGUGGCGACACUCAUUCGAAAAGCGAAAAAACUCAAAUUACUAUCAGUUGGAUAAUAACCGUUGAGCACAAAUUCAAUUGCUAGCUUAUAACAUAGGCGGUACGCGCUCGACCCGACUAUCUAUAAUUGGUGCGGUUUUAUUAAAAUAGUGCGUGUGUUUUCUACUUGUACCAAAUAUGCUGUACAAUUGAAUGAAGAGACGAAAUAUAUUAACAAAUAAAUUGUUAAUCAAAUGAACAGAACAUUAAAACGGCAUCAGAUUCAAAACUUUUUCAAAAUGAAAAACCUAAUUGUAAAUGGAUUAUUCAUCGUACUUAUAUGUUCCCUAUCAACGAGAUUGAGCCAAGCAUCCCCCAGUGACGACGACUAUGAUGAUUACACUGUCGACGAAGAUUAUUAUGUUUACGACGACGACCCGCCCACCGAGAAAAGUCAAGAGGACGAAAUGGCUACGGAAAAUAGCUACGUGGAGGCAACAGUGGCCACACAAAUUAAUGCUGGCGGUCACAAUGUCACAGACGUGAAGAUUUCAUCAAUAGCUGCUGUUCAUGAAGACGAAAAAACCGAAUCUGUGCUUGGUGUUUUCAUUGCCGACACCGACGUUCCUGAAGACUCAAAUUGUCCCAGAUUCUGCAGCUGUGACGAGCAAUACCAGUUUAUUGAUUGUUCAAAUCGAAGCCUAUCCGAAAUACCAAAAAAUCUACCAAACACGACACUGCACAUAAACCUAGCGCAUAAUUCUAUUAAGGAAAUACAGGAAAAUGAUCUCAGUAAUUUGACUGUUGUAAGACAGAUCAUACUGAAAAACAAUAGCAUUCAGAACGUCAAUCAAAACAUGUUCCAGUCGCUUCAUCGACUCGACGAUCUCGACUUAUCAUCUAAUAAUAUAUCGGAAAUCGAUCCGGAUCUCUUUCUACACGCACAAAGCUUGUCAUCGUUAACAUUAGACAGCAAUCCGGUAUCGUUCAAAGCAAAUCAUUCGUUUUUGAAUUUACCGGGAUUGGAGGUACUGAAUUUGGUGGACUGUAACAUAACCGAAUUUUACGAUCAAACGUUUACAAAUUUGAGUGGACUGACAGGGCUAAAUUUAGCCAACAAUUCCUUUGCUACGGACAUGAAUGUAGUUGCCUUUUACCCCCUAGUUUCACUGUUGAAACUCAAACUUCCGCAUGUCUCCAGAAACGAAACAUACGAACUAUGCGAGAAGAUACAAGCUAUUGAUGUCAUCAGCUUUGAUAUGUACAACAUUAGCUGCUAUGAGCUGGUAUCUGGUUCAACUUAUGACGAAAGCACAAUUACACAUGCUCCGCCAACGGUGCAUGUCGAAAUCACCACAACACCGAUGCCAACGACCAGCACAAUGCAAAUAUCAGUACAGGAAGUGACGGAGGCCACAACAAAGGCCACCAAACAAAACGUCACUGAGAAAAGUCCGAGAGUGAAUACCCACGAAACAAUAACAAAUACCGAAGCACGAAAUACCACCAAUGGGGACGAUGUUAAGUCACAAGAACUGGAAAAAUCGACACAGUCGAUGAAGACGAUAUUGAUAGCUUCAAUAGUCAUUGCAGUUAUUGGACUCGCAAUUGGUCUGGUCUGUCGCAAAGAUGUGUUCGGUGUGAAGACGAAACUAUGUCGUACACAACGACCGGAACCCCCAACCAUUCCCGAACAAGUGCCACUGAACAAAGUGUAGUUCCUCUUGUCCAUGCGUUUUUUUGCACCUUACUCAGAAAAGGUGCAUGUCGCGGAUGUAGUUAGUGAGUCAAACGUUAACCUUUCAGAAACGGCUAACCAUUUCUUAUCGACAAAUGAAUUAAAAGAAUUUGUGUUAAUCAAUGCUGUGUAUGCAGAGGAAGUCACAGAUAUAGUGAUCAUAAUGCGGUACGAAUGUCGUUUCUAAAAGGUUAAAAGUAUGGGAUCGGAAGUACGAAAUAAUCUCACACUCGACUGCUUGCCGCCAAUAUAAUUAGUCAAUGUAGAAACGAAAAGAAAAAUUUUCGGUUUAAGUUGCCGAACGAGUCGAAAACGCAUGGAGGCUAGCAAUGGCAAUCAUUUUACUAAGGCUGUAGUCAUGUAUUUCAUAAGGCGUAUUUAAAGCUUGAUGCAUAUUUUAAGAAGUUUUUAGUGGAUUUAAGUUAGGAAAAUGGUCAGUGUUAUAAAAUGGAAAUUAAAUAAACAAAGAAAAAAAAAUCACCUCGCCGCAGUGAUGAGCCACAUCACAUGGGGGAUAAUGUUGAAAUAUGUGUAAAUUGAACAUAAUAAAACGAAAAACAACCAGC
Messenger RNA from Bradysia coprophila, 3088 nucleotides. RefSeq lists its product as uncharacterized. The record is from RefSeq and is a predicted model, not a curated record. NCBI's taxonomy places the organism in Eukaryota, Metazoa, Arthropoda, Insecta, Diptera, Sciaridae. Gene Ontology annotation, molecular function: protein binding.